GUACUAAUUUUGGUAGCCAAUCAGACUGUGGGGUCCCCUCCCUCUCGUCCCCGCAAGAUCCGGUUUGCCGGCGUAGCAGCGCCUCCCCACCCCGUCUGGUCCGUGCGCCGCCCUCCACUCCCCUGCCCAGCUGCAGCCUGCAGCUCGAGUCCGGCUGGUACGGCAGCACCCUCCCUUCCUACGACUUCUCCGUUCUUUCUCUCGGCCUCGGUCUUCCCUUCCUAGCGGCGACGACAGGGCUAGUUGCGCUGCCCGCUGUUCGUGGAGCGACGGGCGCUUCGCCGGCGACGAACAUCCGACAGGGUUAUUGGGUGGACAUGUGCACACCAAUGUCCUAUACUGGUUCCGCCCCUGGUGCCAGCACCGGAAGUGUCAUCGGAUCGUACGCAGUUUCGGUGCAGGAACUUUUGGUUAUAGAUGAUUUGCUGUCAGCACUGGUGGGUAUUGAGGGACGAUAUAUUUCUAUUAAGAGAGUUCGUGGAAAGGAGGACCAUGUUGUCUUCCAGAUUGAUUCUUCAAUGGACCUUGCCCUCCAGGAAUUGACUCGCAGAAUCUUCCCUUUGUGUGAGGAUUAUGUGCUGGUAAGCAAGUUUGUGGAGUCAAGGUCACAUUUCAAGAAUGGUCUGGUCAACCAUGCUCUGGCCGCAGCUCUAAGAGCAUUCCUACUGGAUUAUCAGGCGAUGGUCGCUCAACUGGAGCACCAGUUCCGCCUUGGAAGGCUUUCUGUUCAGGGAUUAUGGUUCUUUUGUCAGAGGAUGAUGAGUUCGUUGAAUGCACUGGCAGUUCUAGUGGAGAAGGCUUCUUUCAACAAUACCAGUGGUUCUGCAACACUUAAUCUACUUCAAAGCCAGGCAAAGGCGAUGGGUGGUGAUAGUGCUGUUCGGUCUUUACUGGAAAAGAUGACAGAAUAUGCAAGUGCAGCAUACCUCAGGAUGCUAGAAAGGUGGGUCUAUGAGGGAGUUAUUGAUGAUCCUUACGGUGAAUUCUUCAUUGCUGAAAACAAAUCUCUGCAGAAGGAGAGCCUCACUCAAGAUUAUGAUGCCAAAUAUUGGCAGCAACGAUACAGCUUAAAAGAAGGAAUUCCCAGUUUCCUUACUAAUGUUGCCGCAAUGAUUCUGACAACAGGAAAGUAUCUUAAUGUUAUGAGAGAAUGUGGGCAUAAUGUUCAGGUUUCCUUAGAAAAUUCUAAGCUUAUGAGCUUUGGUUCAAAUCACCAAUAUCUUGAAUGUAUCAAAUCUGCAUAUGAUUUUGCAAGUGGUGAAUUGUUGACUCUGAUGAAAGAUAAGUAUGAUCUCGUUGGGAAACUGCGAUCCCUGAAGCGCUAUCUACUCCUUGACCAAGGUGACUUUUUGGUCCAUUUUAUGGAUAUUGCUCGAGAGGAGCUUACGAAGAAACCAGAAGAAAUAUCUGCUGAAAAACUUCAGUCUCUGCUUGACAUUGCUUUGCGGAGUACGGCGGCUGCUUCUGAUCCAACUCAUGAAGAACUAAUUUGCUGCGUGGAACGAAGUUCCCUCCUUAAGAAACUUGCCACUCUGAAAGACUUGGAUUGUGCUUGCCCUGCAGAUAAGCUUACUGCAGCAGAUGUUGAUCAGUCGAUGCAAUUAAGCAUCACGGGUUUGGAAACAUUUUGCCUUAGCAAUAAGGUCCAAUGGCCACUAUCUCUUCUAAUUUCAAGGAAGGCUCUGACAAAAUACCAAUUGAUCUUUCGCCUAUUGUUCCACUGCAAGCAUGUUAGUCAUCAGCUAUGUGCAGCAUGGCAAAUACAACAAGUAUUCCGUUCUGUCAAGAUUCUAGGAACGCCAAUUUUACGGUCAUCAAUUCUCUGUCGCAGCAUGCUCAAGUUUGUAAAUAGCCUUCUGCAUUAUCUAACAUUUGAGGUUCUUGAACCAAAUUGGCAUUUGAUGCAUGAUCGCCUUCAAACUGCAAGGAGCAUAGAUGAGGUCAUCCAGAUCCAUGAUUUCUUUCUCCAGCAGUGUCUAAAAGAAUGCUUGCUGUUGUCGCCUCAACUCCUUGUGAAAGUUGAGAAGCUGAAAGCUUUAUGCCUUCAGUAUGCCACUUCCAUCCAGCUCUUGAUGCCAUCCAUCGAAGUUGCCAACUCUGAGAAUACAUCGAAGGCUGGGAAGUCAAGGUCAAGAACUAAUAAAUCGCAGGACAGAGACCAGCAGCUGAAACUGGCAUCAGAGAAUGUCGUCAUGUCAGAGUCAAUCCUGAAAUUCGAAGCGGCGUUCAAUUCAGAGCUCCAGAGCCUUGCUCCCACACUGAGCAACAGUUCACACGCGGAGCCGUACCUGACCCGUCUCGCGCAGUGCAUCCUUGGUGUGCGAACCGACCAAUGAAUUGCCUGAUGAGUACCGUGCUCAUUGGACUCGGUACAAGGUCAUUACCCUGCAGGGUGGCACUGCCCGGCCCGAUCAAGAUCUGUGUGUGUACUUGUGAUAGAUCACAGAUAGGCCAGUAGGAUCUAGUAUUCUAGAGAGCCACGGAUGGUGCCUUUGUUGGUGCGGGCGUGCCAGCUGUUUGAAUGUCUUGGCGUGUUUAUCAGCUGUGUGAUUCAGUAUUGCCGUGUGGCUCGUGUCUGACGAUUGCCAUGUGCGAUGUCUUGGUCUAGUCACCAGUGUAUCAUGUGCAUUGUGGCCUUGUGGGCGACAGACAUGUUGGUCGGUGUGUAGGAUUGAACUGAUAUAUUUUGCUUAGUCGAGGCUCAUGCCACGUGUGAUAAUUAAUCUUCGAUUGA
Panicum virgatum (switchgrass) is the source of this 2734-nucleotide messenger RNA. RefSeq names its product gamma-tubulin complex component 2-like. The record is from RefSeq and is a predicted model, not a curated record. NCBI's taxonomy places the organism in Eukaryota, Viridiplantae, Streptophyta, Magnoliopsida, Poales, Poaceae. Bases 318 to 2336 code for a protein of 672 amino acids. Gene Ontology annotation, cellular component: centrosome; equatorial microtubule organizing center; gamma-tubulin small complex. Gene Ontology annotation, molecular function: microtubule minus-end binding; gamma-tubulin binding. Gene Ontology annotation, biological process: microtubule nucleation; mitotic cell cycle; spindle assembly. The transcript has 20 exons.